AUGCAGAGCCUCAUCCAAGAUGGAAGUGUGGAGAACUGUGGAGCGCUCUCCAGUGCCAGCUACCGGGGCCGGGAGUUCCUGGCUGUGUUCCCACAGAAUGAUGACAAGUCCCCCAGUGCGCUCCUGCAGCUGCUGCUCACCUCCUAUGGCCCUGCUGACACCCAGGUGUCAGUGAUGCUUCAUGGCAGCUUCUUCACACAGAAUGUCACCCUGAGGCCAGAUGUCACUGUGCCCUUGCCUCUCCCCUCCAACCUGGAACUCACUGGAAGCCGCACUUCCCAUAAAACGUUGGUGGUCCAGGCCAGUGCUGACAUCUCCGUGGUGGCUGUCAGCACCAAGAGCUACACCGUGGGUGCCACUGCCCUCCUGCCUAUGGAGGGUCUGGGCACCAGGUACUACGUGGUGACACCUCUUGGGAACUACACUCAUGGCCUGACCGAGUUUGUGGUGGCUGCCAGCGCUGCCACCACUGCUGUCAGCAUCACCACCACUGCCACUUUCCACUAUGCUGGGGCCACCUAUGUCCCCGGCACUGUGCUCCGCCUGUUCCUGCAGCCCUACCACAGCUUGCAGCUCCAGAGCAGCCAGGACUUCACUGGCACAGUCGUGGUGGCAGACACCCCUGUGGCCGUCCUCAGUGGCCACACCUGCGUCAAAGUGUCUGCUGGCUUUGAUUUUGUGGUUGAGCAGCUCCUCCCAAUGACAGCAUGGGGGAGGAGCUACAUGGUGCCACCCAACCCGCUGCAGACAGACAUUGACUUUGUUUAUGUGGUGACGGAUGAAGACAACACCAUCACCUACAACACCGGGAGUGGGAAUGCCACUGUGGCCAUGGUGGCAGGGGAGGUGCAGACACUUGUGGUGAACCGUAACUCGCACCUGUACAUCAGUGCGGUGGUGGCAGUGCAGGUGGUGUUUUUCUUCAGUGGGUCAUCUUGGCAAGAUCCCUUCCUCCUUGUUGUCCCACCUGUCACAGCCCACUGCACUGCGUUCCGCUUCAGCAGCCUGCCCGGCCAUUAUAACCAUGCCAUCCUGAUUGCACCCACCACUGCCACUGCCACCACCACCCUCAACCAUCGGCCAGACAACACCGUGGCAUGGCAGGCCAUUCCAGGCACAGAUUUCUCCUGGGCCAGCAUCACCGUGAGUGCAACGAUGCAGAGUGCUGAGAACUCGCAAGUGCCUAUUGGCCUCCUGGUGUUUGGGUUCCAGAGUCACACUGGAUAUGGCUUCCCUGGGCUCUGUGCUGCCAUCCCCACACCACUCUCCUGUGAGGAUUUGGUAUGCGAGGAGAGGUGUGACAUGGUGGAUGGACUACCAGAGUGCGUGCAGGAGACUUUCUCCACCUGUUGGCUCGCUGGUGGGCCACACUGCCGGAGUUUUGAUGGAAAAACCUUUGAUUUCAUGGGAACGUGUACCUACACCUUGACCACCAUCUGCAAUCCCGAUCCCACUCUUCCUGCCUUCUCUGUUGAGGUCAAAAAGGAGGAAAAGGAGAACCCCAAAGUUUCCUCCAUUGGCUCCAUCACCAUCCAUGUUGACAACAUCACUGUCACUGCUGCCCAGUCAGAGAAUGGGAUGGUGAGGGUGAACAACCACCGCUCGCACCUCCCCAUCUCCCUCUCCCAUGGGAAGCUCCGCAUCUACCAGAAGGGCAAAUUCAUGUUGAUCCAAUUGAAUUUCAACCUGAAGGUCCUCUACAACUGGGAUGAUCAUGUAGUGAUCAAGCUUCCAGCUACUCUUUCUGGAAAAGUCUGUGGAAUGUGUGGGAACAACAAUGGGGACCCUCGAGAUGACGGUCAUUCUCCUGGUGGAAUACAGGUGUGGGAUAUUGUGGAGCUGGGGAGAAGCUGGAAGGUGGCCAGUGAGAGUGGCCGCUGCCAGGACACCUGCGAUGGUGACUGUGGGCGGUGCAGAUGGGAGCAGGAGGUGAUAUACAAGGCAGAGACCUGGUGUGGGAAGUUGUCCCAACAUUCUGGGCCAUUCCAGUCAUGUCAUGACACUAUCAGUCCUAAUAUCUAUGUGAAGAACUGUAUCUAUGACCUGUGUGCCAAUGAGGGGCGCCAUGACGUGCUGUGCCACGCCCUCCAGAUCUAUGCCGAUGACUGCCAGGAGGAGGGGAUCAACGUUUCCGAUUGGAGGACGGCAGUGGGAUGUCCUCUCACUUGCCCACCCAACAGCACCUACAGCACCUGUGGCCUCGCCUGCCCUGCCACCUGCAACAUCCCUGCUGUGUCAUCCAGCUGUGCUGCAGUCACCACCUGCAUGGACACCUGCGUGUGCCAUGAGGGCCUUGUCCUUGACGCCAACACCUGCAUACCCCCCUCUGAAUGUGGCUGUGUCUUUCGGGGUCUCUUCCAUGGCCUUGGUGAGGAAUUUCGGGGUGACGUCACCUGCACCCAAUGCUGCGUUUGUGACGUGGUGCAGCGGCAGGUGGUGUGCUGGGAUUCCGGUUGCGGCACCAAGGAGGAAUGCCGGGUGGAGGAAGGGAUCCAGGAUUGUUAUCCCAAAAUUUUUAGGGUCUGCCUGGCUGUUGGAGCCACCCACUACGAGACCUUUGAUGGCAAGAGGUUUAUCUUCCAGGGGACAUGUGUCUACCUGUUGGUUGGGUUAUGUGAGGACAUCCAAAAUUUGGUGGGAUUCCAGGUCUUGGUGCAGAAUGGCCACCGGAGUGACAACCUCAUAUCAUCCAUCGGUGUGGUGACAGUCAAAGUCUACAACAAAACCAUCAGCAUCAGCAGGGACCACCCUGGAAAAAUCAUUAUUGAUGAGCAGUUGGUCAAUCUCCCAUAUUACUACAGUGAAAGGAAGAUUGUUGUCUACCGUGAUGGGCAGGACGCGGUGGUAGAGACCAAUUUUGGCCUCGUUGUUACCUACCACUGGUACAGCCACGUCACCGCCACGGUGCCCAGUGGCUUUGCCAACGCCCUGUGUGGGCUCUGUGGGAGCUACAAUGGUGCCGCCAGUGAUGACAUGAUGAUGAGGAACAACCAUGUGACAUCAGACCCAGAUGCCUUUGGGAACAGCUGGAAGGUCACAGAUGUCCCAGGAUGUGGUGAGAGGUCAACAGUGGAAUGUUCCAGCACUGCUGCAUCUUCCCGGCUGCAACAGGAAGUAUCUGGGAUGGGGUGUGAAAUUAUUUUGGAAACAGAUGGACCCUUUAGAGCAUGUCAUGGUCAUGUUGAUGCCCAGCAGUACUUCCAGAGCUGCAUCCAUGACUCCUGCCUGUUCCCUGAUCAGGAAGAAGGGAUGUGUCCAAUCAUUGCCCUCUACGCCACCACAUGCCAGGCUGCUGGUGUGUCCAUUGGGAGGUGGAGGACAGAUAAUUUCUGCUAUAUUCCCUGUCCUUCAAACAGCUCCUAUGAGCUCUGCUCGCACACCUGCCAGCACACCUGCGGCGCUGACUCUGCCACGUGCCCAGGGCGGUGCCGCGAGGGCUGCACAUGUCAGGACGGCUUCAUGCUCAGCGGUGACGAGUGUGUCCCCAUGUCCCACUGUGGCUGCAGCCACCACGGAGUCUACUACAAGGAGGGGGAGACAUUCCACCCCACAGAGCAGGAGAUGUGCCAGUGCCUCUCCAAUGGCACUGUGGAGUGCCAAAAUACCACCUGUCCUGAUGGUGGCCCCGGGAAGGUCAUCAGUGGUGUCUUCCAGUGUCCCUUGCAGGCAUCCAGCACCUGUGUGGCCACAGGUGACCGCACCUAUGUCACCUUUGAUGGGAUGGCCUUCAACAUCACUGGUACUUGUUCCUACAUCCUCACCCAGACCUGCACAGUUGACAAUGUGACAUCAUUUAUUGUCACAAUCCAGAAGGAGGCACGGCAGAAGGGGAAGGUCUCCGGGAUAAAAGCGUUGUCUGUGGAAGUCUAUGGGGUCACCCUGACCUUGAAACAAGGAAGGGGGGAAGAUGUCAUGGUGGAUUCCAUCUCCCACCACCUCCCCACCAUCCUGAGCAAGGGACAGGUCCAGGUCUACAUACAUGGGACAGGUGUCCUGCUCCACACUGACUUUGGCCUCUUUGUCCACUACGACCUCAUCCAGCAUGUGAUGGUCACGGUCCCCCAGACCUACAUGGGGCGCGUGUGUGGCCUCUGUGGCAACUACAAUGGCCAACGCCGUGAUGAUUUCCAGCUCUCCAGUGGCCGGCAUGCUCCAGAUGCAACAGCCUUUGGAUCUGCAUGGAAGACAAUGGAUACACCUUGCGAUGACACCUGUGCCAAGGAUGAGUGUCCCACCUGCACAGAGGAGAAAGUGGCUGUCCUCCAAAAACCCAACUAUUGUGGCCUUCUCACGGCCCCUGAAGGUCCCUUUGGCUCCUGCCAUCGCGUGAUCGACCCCAUCCCAUAUUCCCAAUCUUGCAUCCAUGACCUCUGCAUGACAGGAGGGGACACGCAUGUCCUGUGCCAGAAUAUCCAGAGCUAUGUCACCGUGUGCCAAGAUGCCGGAGUCAUUGUGGGGACUUGGAGGACACCAUCCUUCUGCCCCCUUGCCUGCCCAGCCAACAGCACCUACUCCCUUUGCACCAACACCUGUGCUGGAAAUGCCACCACCUGUCCCCAAACAUGCACUGAGGGCUGCCAGUGCCACCUGGGCUUUGUCUUUGAUGGACACAGAUGCAUUCCUGAGAAGUAUUGUGGAUGCUUUAGGGAUGGGGAAUACUAUAAGCCCCAUGAGAUGCUUUUCAGGGAUCACUGCCAGCAGUGUUGCACCUGUGUCCCUGGCCAGGGCCUUACCUGCCAUGAGCACACUUGCACUGAGGACGAAUCCUGUGAAAUCCGGGAAGGGGUCUUGGGAUGCAUCAAUAAAAACCCCUGCAAGUCCCUGCGCUGCCGCCCCAAGGAGCGCUGCCGGCCCCGCGGUGCCCAAUCCCACUGCGUCCCAGCCCUGGUUGCCACGUGCUGGGCAUGGGGUGACCCACACUUCCGCACCUUCGACGGCCUUGACUUUGACUUCCAAGGAACCUGCACCUACACCAUGGCCGAAUCCCAUGGCAAUGACCCUGGGCUGGUGCCCUUCAGGGUUGAGGCCAAGAACGACAUCCGUGGCGGGAUCCAAUCUGUGUCCUAUGUCUCUUUGGUCAAUGUCGACGUCUAUGGACAACGCGUCUCCUUCCGCCGGAAUGACGACGGAAAAGUCUGGGUGAAUGGGGAGGUGACGCUGCUCCCAGUGCUCCUGGCAGAUGGGAAGGUGCGGGUCCGUCCCAGUGGGCUCCGUGUUGCUCUGGAGACAGAUUUUGGUUUCCAUGUGUCCUACGACUGCAACUGGCACCUCCUGAUUGACCUCCCCAGCAGCUACUUCCGCCAUGUCCGCGGCCUCUGCGGGAAUUUCAAACUCAAGCCCCUCGACGACAUCCCCGAGGCUGGUGACAACAUCACUGCUGUCGUCACAUGGGCCAAAAGCUGGAAAAGUACUGACUCUGAGGCCGACGACCCGAUGUGUUGGGAUUAUUGUGAUGGAGUAUGCCCAGUGUGUGAUGAGAAGAAGGAGCUUUAUGGUGGGAACCAGUAUUGUGGGAUCAUCAAAAAAUCCUUCCAGGGGCCCUUCAGAGCAUGUCAUGACUUAGUGAAGCCUCACGACUUCUAUCGCAACUGCGUCCUAGAUGUAUCCCACUCCCUAUCCUGCAUUUUUGAGACUCUGGCCACAGAGUUCCAGGCCUUUAUCCUUGUGUCCCAGACCUCAUUCUGUGCAUUCCAGACUCCAUGCCGCAUGGCCCAGAUGCUUGCCACAUGGCUCAGACCUCAUCCAGCUUGUCCCAGUCUCUUCACACAUUUCCCAGACCUUCCUCCUUACAAUCCAGACAGUUGUUGUUUUGCAGACCCUUCUCCAUUUUUGAGACCCUUUCCCAAUCCCCACCCACUCUACUGAAUGCUGUCCACUCCCCUAAUCCCUCCCUCACUCCAGUUUCCUCCCCCUGCAGCCUUACCUUGCCCUGAAAACAGCCACUAUGAGCCCUGUGGCAAUGCCUGUCCAGCCACCUGCUCCGACUGGGACAGUCCAGCCACCUGUGACCAGCCCUGCAUGGAGACCUGUGCCUGUAACACCGGUCACGUGCUCAGUGGCGGAGAGUGUGUGCCAGUGUCCCGCUGUGGCUGCACCCGUGAUGGCCGCUACUACCGUCCUGGCGAGGAGUUUUGGGGUGAUGACACCUGUCGCUCCAGGUGCAGGUGUGACACGGAGCUGGGAAUGGUGGUGUGCGAGGACUCCGGGUGUAAGCCGGGUGAGGUGUGCGUGGUGGUGAAGGGCGUGCGGCGGUGCGUGGCCAACAGCCGCUCCAUCUGCGUGGCCACUGGUGACCCCCACUACACCACCUUCGAUGGGCGCCGCUAUGACUUCAUGGGUACCUGUGUGUACCUGUUGGCUGGGCUCUGCUCCACUGAUCCCACCCUCAUCCCCUUUGCUGUCACUGUGGAGGACAAUCACCGUGGCAGCCACCUGGUCUCUUUCACCAAGGUGGUCACCAUCGAGGUGUACAACAUGACCCUCAGCCUCAGCCAGGAACAUCCCCAGAAGGUCAAGGUUAAUGGUGUCCUGUUGGACCUUCCCUUCAGCCACAACCACCAGCUCCAGGUGUCCCUCCGUGGCAUCCAUGGCUUCAUCAACACUGACGUGGGUGUCACUGUCACCUUUGACUGGUACAGCUACGCCCGUGUCAUCAUCCCCAACACCUACGCCGGUGCCGUCUGCGGCCUCUGUGGCAAUGACAAUGGCGACCCCCAUGAUGAUUUUGUUACCCGCAAUGGCCACCGUGCUGACAACGAGACCCACCUGGGGGACAGCUGGAAGGUCGGCGAUGUCCCUGGGUGCUCACCUGGGUGCGGUGAGGGCUGCCAGGUGUGCAGCGACGCCCAGAAACGUGCCUACCGUGGGGACAAGCACUGCGGGCUGCUGGGGAAGAAACGGGGGCCCUUUGCCGCCUGCCACGAUGUCAUCGACCCCGCCCCUUACUUGGAUGACUGUCUCUUUGACGCCUGCCUGUACGAGGGACACCAGGACACCGUGUGCCAGGCCAUCGGCGCCUACGUCGCUGCGUGCCAGAGCCAGGGCGCUGCCGUGCGGCCCUGGCGCACAGCUGCCUUCUGCAGCCCCGUGUGUCCCCCAAAUCAGCACUAUGAGCUCUGCGGCUCCCCCUGCCCCCCCACCUGCCAAGGGGAAGUUGGACCUCAGGACUGCUCUGAUGCCUCCACAUGCUCUGAAGGUUGUUUCUGCGAUCCUCUGGAUUUUUCCGGAGCGGGGAUCACUGCGUGGCCCUCCCCCAGUGUGGCUGUGUUUUGGAGGGCCGCUACUACCCCCAGGGGGUGCAGUUUUACCCGGAGCCCCCCUGCACUCAGCGCUGCGUCUGCUCUGAAAAUGGGGGGCUGGAGUGUCACCCCACUGCAGGCUGCUCCAGUGAUGAGGAGUGCAUAGUGCAGG
Messenger RNA from Prinia subflava (tawny-flanked prinia), 7410 nucleotides. Its product is annotated as IgGFc-binding protein-like. Gene Ontology annotation, molecular function: protein binding. The transcript has 14 exons. The record is from RefSeq and is a predicted model, not a curated record. Lineage: Eukaryota; Metazoa; Chordata; Aves; Passeriformes; Cisticolidae.